Molecule: messenger RNA, 4366 nt
Organism: Astyanax mexicanus (Mexican tetra)
Lineage: Eukaryota; Metazoa; Chordata; Actinopteri; Characiformes; Acestrorhamphidae
Gene: abcg2b
Product: ATP-binding cassette, sub-family G (WHITE), member 2b
Exons: 15
Coding region: 170-2014 (614 amino acids)
Cellular component (GO): plasma membrane
Molecular function (GO): ATP hydrolysis activity; ABC-type transporter activity; ATP binding
Source: RefSeq, a predicted model, not a curated record
UGUCACUCUGAUUCCAUCUUUCCACUUUUCCCCUCAUCCUCUGCUCCCUCACAUCCACUAGUCCACCUUAAAAGUCUUUGCUUAUAAAUUUGGAGCUUGUAAGUACAAUAAUAUUUCUGUUUAUUUCUGGCUUUAUUAAAAAACCACAGAUACAUCUGUGGCUAUUGGAAUGAAUUUGUGCAAGAUGGAGAUCAGAGAGUCUAAGGGCGAGAAGGCGAUUGUGGAUCUGCCGGGACCGACGCUGACUUUCCAGGACAUUCGCUAUGUGGUGAGAGAGAGCCGGGGACCCUGCCGAAAGAAAGCACCUGAGAAGGACAUCCUGAAAAAUGUCAGUGGCAUCAUGAAGACGGGGCUGAACGCGAUCAUGGGUGCUACAGGAAGCGGCAAAACAUCGCUGUUGGAUGUGAUUGCUGGAAGAAAGGACCCUCGUGGUCUGCGCACAGGUCAGAUCUUGGUCGAUAAUAAGAUUGUGACCUCCGAACUUCGUCUUAUGUCUGCAUAUGUGGUUCAGGACGACAUUCUGAUGGGCACCCUGACUGUCCGAGAGAACCUCUUGUUCUCAGCGAACCUGCGAUUGCCACGGCAGCAGUACUCCGACUCCGACAAAGAAAAGAAAGUUAAAAACAUCAUUGAGCAACUUGGACUGGAGGACUGUGCUCACACCAAGAUAGGUACAGAGUUUCUGAGGGGCGUGUCCGGUGGAGAGAGGAAGCGCUGUAGUAUAGGCAUGGAGCUCAUCACAUCUCCAUCGCUACUCUUCUUGGACGAGCCAACAACCGGCCUUGACUCCAACACUGCCAACAGCAUCAUGGGCCUCCUGCACAGGUUGUCUCGUACUGGUAAGACCAUCAUUUUCUCCAUCCAUCAGCCACGCUACUCUAUCUUCAGGCUGUUUGACCACCUGACUCUGCUGCAUAAAGGAGAGAUGGUCUACGCUGGUCCAGCCAAUAAAGCAAUUCAAUACUUCCAUGGCUUAGGCUAUGAGUGUGAGCCAUUCAACAACCCAGCUGAUUUCUUUCUGGACAUCACAAACGGAGAGACCUCAUCUUCAGUGCCGACUGAGAAAUCUUUGGCGGAACUCUACAGAGACUCUCAGUAUUGCACUGAAGUAACAGAAGAGUUGAAGCAAAAUAACCCAACAGAUUAUAACAUCUUAGCAACCAAAGCAACACCGUGUUAUGUCACAUCAUUCUUCUACCAGCUAAGGAUAGUGUGUUGGAGGACGCUGUUGAACUUGGCGAGGAAUCCACAGACGUCCUAUGCUCAGAUAAUGCUCAACAUAGUCUUUGCAGUCCUGGUGGGCCUUAUCUACUUUCAGUUGUCCCACACCAUACCUGAAGCCCUGCAGAACAGAAACGGAGCAUUCUUCUUCCUCAUAAUCAACAUGGUGUUCGCCAACCUGUCAGCAGUGGAGCUGUUCAUCAACGAGAGGGCGCUGUUUCUGCAUGAGAAUGCUGGGGGGUAUUACCGGACCUCUGUGUAUUUCCUGUCCAAGGUGUUUGUAGAUUUGGUACCGAAUCGUAUUGUUCCAAUUGUAAUUUUCUCUGCUAUCGCCUAUUAUAUGAUGGGGCUGAAGCCGGCCUUCACCGCCUUCCUGUGCUUCUCACUGACUUUGUCUAUGGUCAGCCUGGCAGCCGUCAGUUUGGCGUUUCUAGCGAGUGCCAGUGUGAGCUCCUUUGCCAUGGCCAACAUCUUCAUCGCCCUGCCCUUCGUCUUCAUGAUGGUGUUUGGUGGCUUCCUGGUGAAUCUGAACUCCAUGCUCAGCUGGUUGUCCUGGCUCCAGUGGAUCAGCAUCUUUAAAUACGGACUGGACGCUGUGACCAUCAACGAACUGACAGGCCAGGUGUUCUACGGUAACGGCACCAUAAUCACAGGAGACAUGUAUCUGCAGAUUCUGGGUAUGGAUUACAGCACAUGGGGAUUCUGGCAGAAUCACGUGGCUCUGCUGGGCAUCAUACUGGUGUGCAUGACACUGGCCUACAUUCAGCUGCGCAGGAUUAAUCGCUGGAAGUGAAGCAGAUAAACCUUGAUUUCCAGUUUUCUCCCCACACUGUGAACAUAUACUGGCAGGUGAAAACCUUUUCAUUCCCACAUUACUGAAAGAAUUUUAUAUUAUUAUUCAACUUAUUUUUUUUGUGAUUUUUUUUUACUUGUUUUUUUUGUAAUUUGUUUGUAUAAUGAAAUAGUAUUUUUCCACUGGCACAUAACGUUUGUUUAUUUGAAGAAAUAUAUUAUAUAUUAUAUAAUAAUAUAUUUUUUAUUGCACAUUUCAAGAAAGCUUAUUUAAUUACAUAAAUAAUGUUUGUAUAUUUAUUAGCAGGUGUAAUCCAGACAUAUUUACAUAAUUCAGAAAUAUUGCAGAUAUUGUUUUUAGAAUUUAUUCAGCUACUAUUAUACUACAUUUAUAAUUUUACAGCUAAUUUGAUUUUUUUUUUUUAAAUAAGGCAGAAAUCUUUACAUAUUUCAAGAAUAAUCCAGAUAUUAAUUCUAGAAUUGGUGCAAAUAUUACAGCUACUAUUAUUCUAGAGCAGGGGUGUCAAACUCAUUUUGGCCGAGGGCCACAUUGGCAUAUUGGCUGUCCUCUGAGGGCCAGAUGUAACUUAUAAAUAUAAGAAAAUGUAACCAGAUGUAAUAUAAAAUGAAUGUGAUUACUCCUUAAUGUUAAAUAACUCUCAAUAUAUUAUUUAUUCAAUCAAAUAUUACAGUUGCAUGGAAAAAAUGUUUGCUUGUUGCUCUAUUAACAUAAACCCUUUUAAUUUGUCAUGUUAUGAAAUCCAAAAACUCCAUCAAUCAAGAAACAAACUAUUCAAGUAAAUAGAAAUGACAUAAAAUACAAGUUAUAUUAACUUUGAUCAAAACGUUUGAUACUGAAAUAAGGCUUAAUAAAUAUAAAAUCUAAAAUUGUGAGCUGUUAAGAACAUGUGACAGAUUUAGCAUUUUCUCAGAUUUAGCAGUUCCUCAUACAACCACUAGUCGGAGCUGCAGCAGCAGCACCACAAGCCCGCAGUCUUUGCUUAGUCAGAGCUAUAUCCCAGCCACGGGCUACAGGACUCAGCUGAGCCAGUCUGGAGCGUUUUUAAAAUUAAGUUCUUCUGUGUAUGAAAUAAAAUAACCCCACUAACCGGAUAAUACAGCUCUCUACAGUUCAUAUUUCAGCCCAAGCAGCUAACAGCAGCAGUUUAGAGCAGCUGUCACGGAGGCACUGCUCGGAUUACAUUAUAAACAGGUCAGUUAGCGCGCUGCUAACCUCGGGAUGUUUAUAACUACAGAGUUUAGUGGACACACCACGGCUGCAAGGUUAGACUGUUGAGGGCUACUGAAGACUAUUAAAGCAGGCAACGCAGCGUAAGCAAAAAAACAAAAACCACACACACACACCAAAAUACAAGUUAAGAUAAAAUAUGAAAACGACCAUAAUAAAGCAUAAAUAAUUAAAUUGAAUUGCGGGCCAGAUGUAUGCUUAUUUUGUUAACCCGUGAGGGGCCGUAUGAAACCGCGUCGCGGGCCGGAUGUGGCCCGCGGGCCGGUACUUUGAGACCCCUGUUCUAGAGUUAUAAUAUUACAUCAGCUCAUGUGUUUAAUUAUUAGAAAUGUUUCUAAAUGUUUUGCAAAAAAUAUUUAUCAUAUUUUAUAAUGAUGCUCUUAAUGAGAUUUGUUUUUAGAAACAAUGCAAUUAUUAUAUCUAAUAUUAUAAAACAGCUAUGAUAUUACAGCUACUUUUACUUUUUAAAAAUAUGACAUUUUUCCCUGUUUCCCUAUUUUUAUGGUACAUUGUAUGUUGUUUUGUUUAUUGUGAAAACAAACAGAUAUUAAAUAAAUACAAAAGUAAUAAUAUAUGCCAAUGGACUGAGUAAAAAGUGACAUAAAACAAGCAGCAGCAUAAGGAAAUUCAUUAGUCAUUGAAUAAUAUUAGUAUAGUCUUAAAAAAUGUCAGAAUAAUACAUAUUGGAUAUAAUUAUUAGAGUUGGGGUCAAUUAGCCAAGACAAAAGUUAUUAAAACAGCAAAGAAGUGCACAUAUUAACUGAACUGGAAAUGGAUUUAUAUUGCUUCUUCAGUAGGUCUCAUAUAUACAGUCUAUGGUAGGUCUUAUGAGAAAUGUGUGUCUCAUUGACUCAGUGAUGCAGCGCCAUCUAUUGGCCACUGAUUGUUUUAUGUCUGUAUAGAUUGUAAAGAAUUUAUUUUAUAUAUUUUUAUAAUGUAAUGAAAAGAAAUGUGAAUAAUUCCUCUGUUUAUUAUAUUGUUAAAAAUGUUUAAAUAUAUUGUGUCCAAUAGUUAAAAUGCUGAUAAUUUAGGCAUCUCAAUGUUUUUUGAUCGUUUAAUAGAACAAAACACAUUUAUCAAUUAAAAUGUCUUAAUUAAAACAAA